This is a messenger RNA of Folsomia candida, 1477 nucleotides long. Its product is annotated as zinc finger protein 287-like. NCBI's taxonomy places the organism in Eukaryota, Metazoa, Arthropoda, Collembola, Entomobryomorpha, Isotomidae. Bases 101 to 1366 code for a protein of 421 amino acids. The record is from RefSeq and is a predicted model, not a curated record. The transcript has 6 exons.
GUUUAAAUUUGAACAAUAAAUUUUUACAAAACAAAAAACCAACUUUGAGAUUUUUAUAACUUUAUAAAGUCCAAAAGGUUUCACUCGAAUUUGCUUAACCAUGUCAACUCCUCAAGCUUGUUUGUUUUGCCGUAAAAUUGAGUGUCAUUCAGGGUCAAAGUGCAGCUGCUCGGUUUACCUUCCGCCAUUUUUAACUUAUCUGAAAACUAGUAAUGUCAAAUAUGAGGGUAAUUUUCUCCGCGAGGAUUUCCAUUGCUGUCAAGAAUGCGGCACUCGGCUGGAAAAGACUGCCAGACUGGUGCACAAAUUGGAGCGAAAAUUGCUUAAAAUUUACACCAUCACGUUCGAAAAUUUGGGUAAAAACAAGCUAAUCGAGGGGGAAGAUGUUCUCGGGAAGUUGAGAAGACAGAUUGUGGCUCGAUUUGACCCUUCGCCCGCUUUCGACUCAAUUUUUGAAGCACAUCCACCUCAAUUCGACCAAAUGUCGGAUGAAUCCCAAAUUGACGGAGCUCGAGUAAAAAUUUCUGAUGAUGGAGACGACAAUGACGACGACGUGGUAAUAAUGGAUGAAUUUAAAGCUGAAGAAAUGGACCAAGAAGAAAGUGAAAUCAAUGCGUACGACGUAUUGACCCUUGUCUAUGGAGAGGAAAGCGAUGUCCCGUUGCUCCGAAGUGACCACGAAGACGUUCCUCCCACCAAAAAGGAAACUUCGCCUACGCCCCCGUCGCCCAAACGAAUUUUGUUCGAACAAACAGCAAAUAAACGACGAAAGGUUGACGUUACCCUUACAAUCGAGAAGCAGGAUACCAAACUAAUAAACGUGGAUGCAUCAACUCCUCAAAAUUCUGAUUUUAAUGGCUCAAGAUCUUCGGCUAUGCCCCUACACCCGAAAGAGCACCACUUCCGCAGCAAAUUCGCAGCAAGCCUUGCAAUGUCACAGCGACACUAUAAUGACCCAAAAACUUCCCACUCGAAGGAGAACCACUUUCGCUGCCAUCAGUGUGGAAAGGAAUGUAAUUCUAGGGGCGCCUUAAGAAACCACAUAAGCCUCCACAACGCCGACCCGAGGCCAUUUAAAUGUGAUGAAUGCGGUAAAGCUGUGAGACAGAAAUCAAACCUGAUAAAGCACAAAGAGAUGGUUCACCUCAAGAGGAAGCCCAUCACGUGCCCAGAGUGCGGCAAAAAGUUUGGACAAAAGUGUAACAUGGUGUCGCACCUGAACGGCGUUCAUUACAGGAUCAUGCACCCUUGCCUCUACUGCGAAAAAUCAUUUGCGAGUAAAUCUGGUCUUACUCAGCAUGUGAGAAAAAAGCACGGCCCUCAGAAUCGCCCCGUUCUUGACCUGUUAACAGAGCCCAGCUUCUGACUAAAUAUGUAAUUUUUUGAUAAAAAUGACUAAAUCAUUAUUUUGGUAUGUUUUCAAGUAUGUAUGAAUUAAUAAUGUUAUUGUUACAAGUUUAUUCUUGGGUUUAGACAU